Molecule: messenger RNA, 1314 nt
Organism: Gadus macrocephalus (Pacific cod)
Lineage: Eukaryota; Metazoa; Chordata; Actinopteri; Gadiformes; Gadidae
Product: olfactory receptor 52E4-like
Exons: 1
Coding region: 283-1203 (306 amino acids)
Biological process (GO): G protein-coupled receptor signaling pathway
Cellular component (GO): membrane
Molecular function (GO): olfactory receptor activity; G protein-coupled receptor activity
Source: RefSeq, a predicted model, not a curated record
UAUAUUAUCCUGCAAGAUUAAGAUCUAGGUCCAUCCUCUUUAGUUAAAACUGGACAUGAAGGAGGGAUUAUAAUGAGAUCCCCUGAGAAUUAGAAAAACAAUAAAAUUAGCAAACCGUCAGACAGACUGCUGUAAAAGCUCUCAAGGGCUUGAUAACAGAAGCAACCUGUACCCAUAUUUCUAGAACAGUUCCAUAUGUCUUUUUUAGAUAUCCUUUGUGCACUGAGGCAAAGAAAAGAACAGAAGGACCAUACCUUAAUUGCACUUGAACAUUGAUUCCAGAUGGAUGUUACUUACAACAAUACAUAUCUUAUACUUGGAGGGCAUGUACAGCUUGCAAAAUAUAGAUAUUUAUAUUUCUCAAUGUCACUCCUGCUCUUCAUUUUAAUUAUCUGCAGUAAUACCGUUGUUUUAUAUGUCAUCUAUGCACACGAAAGCCUUCAUAAACCCAUGUAUGCUUUUGUUGCUGCUUUGCUGAUGAACGCCCUGUUUGGAAGUAUAAGCGUCUAUCCAAAACUUCUUAUAGAUCUGCUGUCAGCAACCCAAACUAUAUCCCGUCCUGCCUGCCGGCUACAGAGUUUUUUGGUAUACGUGUAUGGUGGUUGUGAAUUCACACUGUUGUCAGCGAUGGCUUUUGAUAGGUAUGUAUCCAUAUGCAGACCUCUCCAAUACCACUCCCUUGUCAGGACACAAACUGUCAAAUUAAUUUUGUUUUUGGCCUUUUGUAUACCUUGUUGUAAAAUUGGAAUUGCUACUAUUUUGUCAGCUAAUGUAGGUCUAUGCAAGUUUGUAUUGAUGAGAAUUACUUGUGAUAUCUAUUCCCUUGUCAAAGCGGGGUGUGGGGACUCAACUGUAAGCAAUACAUAUGGGCUUUCUGUAAUGGUGCUUUCUAUACUUCCACAUGUAAUAUUUAUUGCCUUUUCUUACACAAGAAUAUUGUCUAUUUGUCUGAGGAGCUCCAGGGAUUUCAGGAGAGGAGCUCUUAACACGUGUCUCCCCCACCUAGCUAUAUUUCUGAACUUCACCAUAAUUGCUUCGUUUGAAGUCAUUCAAAAUCGUAUUCCUUCUGGCAUACCGCAUAUUGUUCGUCUUAUAGUGUCUCUCCUGUAUGUUGUGAUUCCUCCUAUCUUCAAUCCUCUAAUUUAUGGACUUAAAAUGCAAGCGAUAUCUCAAUGUCUUGUAGCACUAUUCAAGCUGAAAUAACUGUAUUAGACAGACAACAGGCUACAAGAAAGAGGACUUUUAGAACGGGACGGGAGGGGAGUUUUUUUGGUGGUUUUGUUUUGCUCUCUUUUGCUCUUUUCUUUGCUCUCU